AUCACCAACGGAAAUCAUGGUACACUCUGCUUUGGAAGCUCGAAAUCGGCCCGGCCCUAGUAGAGAACAAAAGCCCCGAGAAAACAGCAAACCCUACCUCCUCUCCUCUCCCCGCCUCCUCGCCGGCGAAAUGUCCGACCGCCGCCGCGACAAGGAAAAGCCCCGCGACCGCGACCGUGACAAGGACCGCGACCUCGAUCGCCAUCGCGACCGGGAUCGCGACAGGAACAGGGACAGGGAUAAGGAUCGCGACCGCGACCGCCGCCGCGACCGCGAGCGGAAGCGCUCCCGGUCCCGUUCCCCGUCAGCCGACCGGGACCGCUCCCACCGCCGCCACUCCCACUCCCACCGAGGCCGCUCGUCACCCUCCCCCGACGCUGGCCGUCACAAGCGCCGCCGCGACGCGUCCCCCGCCGCCGCCGACCACCACCACAGGGAGGACAAGAAGUCCGCCGAUCCUCCCGCGGCACCCAAGGGCGGAGGGGACCCGGCGGCCGCGGCCGCGGCCGCGGCGGCGGGCGACGGGGACGUGGAUGCGGAGGAGCUCGAGAUGAUGAAGAUGAUGGGCAUCCCCGUCGGGUUCGACUCCACCAAGGGGAAGCACGUGCCUGACGCCGACGUCAGCGGAGUGCGCGUCGUCACCAAGCGCCAGCCGCGCCAGUACAUGAACCGCCGCGGCGGGUUCAACCGGCCCCUGCCGCCCGAGCGCAACCGCUAAAGGGAAAGAAUUUUGCGAUGAAUUGUUCUGGGGAUUUCUGAACAGGUGCAUGUUUUGUGUGGUAUGCUUAGCAUGCUUGUCUUGUUGGGAAUACUACUUAUGUAUUCUAGAUGAUAAGCCUGGCCAUUUGUCUGCUGUGGAAGUAUCUAUGAUGUAAUUGUUUGUGCCUAGGUCAGGUAUGGAUUGGAGUCUGGAGAUAUAUAUUUUUUAGAAAAUGGAAUUAUCUCUGGCCUCUGCGACAAGUCUGGAGAUGUAUAGUUAUUAUAACAAUAAAUUCUUGUGGUAUGGCUAACUGAUUUACAAUGAGUGCCCAAUAACCACUUGACAGUGUUGGGCACUCAAUCCUUUGUGAAUGGCGAAAGCUAUCAUGCUCUCCUUUUAAUUUGGUUAGCCCAUGUAAUGUGCCUUUUUUAAGAUUAGUAGAUGACAUGUACGCAACAAAGCUUAGCAUCAUUAUUGAGAGAUGGGAGGUGUGGUAAGAUUUUAAAAUGGUACAUGGUGAAAUCAUGUAUGUUAAAAUGGUACAUAGUGAAGUCAUGAUGUAUAAGCUUUGAUUCUUAGCACCUUACAGGGAGAGGGGAUGGUUCAAAAGAUUAUGACAAUGUUGUUGAGUUGAUUAUCAGAAAGUUUGAGUUGUUUAUGAAUCUGCAUUCAUCAUCUCAUCAUCUACAGGUCAGUUCUGCAACUAUGAGUACACCUGUAUAGGUCAUCAGGUCCUAGAGAUAGACUGCAGAGGAACCAAUGUUGUCAAAUAUAUACUCAUUGGGUGAUAGAGCUAUAAGUAAAUUUCUAGCUUUGGCUUAUAAAUUCAUUAUCUAUUUGGUGGUCUUCCCAAUCAUUUUUGUUGCUUUUUGCUCUUUUUCAAUAAUUUCAAUAAAACAUGCACCCCUUUUUGGAUUACUAGGAUUGCUCCUUGAACUUUCAGGGUUAUUUUUAUCCUCAUUCCUCCUAUCCAACAGGUGCUGUGUUGGAUCCCCUAUAUUUUGUACACGCCCUAUUGAUAUGGUUUUAGUUUGAAUCUGAACCUAAUCCUGUUCCUUCCAAAUCCCUCCUAGCUGGUCUUCUGUGAGAUCGCUUAUGUUUGUACACCAUCUUUUUUACCUGUUGGUUUGCUGAGAAACUGUACUGUUCACUUUGGCAGUCAAAAUUGGGGUGAAGAAAUAAUAGUUUACUUCUAUUAACUGUUUUGUGCAAUAUGGUUUUAUACGUCGAAUCUCUAUGUUGUUAUGAGUUACAAAGAAUGAAUUGAUAAGCUAAUCAACAUCAAUUGUUUUUAAUCCAAAUCCUCAGUAUGCUUGUUUGAUUACAUAUGCUUGGGUUGAGCUAUGGACCAGAUGAAUAUUUACUGUUGAUUGUACUGGGAUUUUGCUCAAUCUAGAUCACUUCGAAAAUUAAUAUUAUCAUAUUAAGAAAACGGAACUUGUUUAAUAAAAAAAUUAGAUCAACCUAGGAGGAGCUAGGCGAUUUUUCAUUAAGAAGAAGAAAUAGGCACCCAAAUUCGAGCUAGAGGGACUUGAACCUGGGUGGUUAGAGUGCACGACCACACCUCCCACCCUAAUCAGUUGAGCUAGGUUCACUUCCUUGAACUAGUUUAAUAGAAGGAUUCAUUGUACAACUGACAGAAGUACAUAGGAGUUCUCUAGGAAUCGGUCAGAAUUUGGAUUUUAGAAUCUUUACAUGGAUUAGGUUAUUACCUUUGUUAUAUCAGGUCCUAAUAUGAAUGUAAGAUCUUCAUUGGAUAUAAAUCUGAAUCCAUGAUGUAAAUUUGUUGCAAUAUUUUUAUGGAUCUGCAUAUUUAUUGUCUCCAAUAUUAGGUGGAGAACAUCAUUAUUUUUCUUUUUGUCAUUUUUUUGUGGCCUUCAAUAAUGUUCACCCGCUAUAGCUAAGCCUAAUAUCACUAUGUCUAAUAUACAUUUUAAUCUCCAAUUUUCUUCGAACUUUUUUUCGGACAUAAAUUUUGAGAAUGCGCAUAUGAGUUUAUUCCAGGCUGCUGCUUUAGGGAUAGUGUGCACAAUUUUAUUUGUAAUUCAAGAAUGCUGGUUUGUGACGGAUAUCUGGGCGCAUGGGCUGUGGAUGCCUUUUCCAUUUAUUCUUGGAUAAUUUAACAUUGUGCCUCCAGUUAUUCUAGAAUUAUGUGCGCUACAUCCAUUGGGCCUUAAAAAGUUAAUCACCUAAUCUUUGAGCUUUUUGUAGUCUGUGUCCAUUGAAAUUUCUCUUUUCAGGAAUGAUUGUCAGGCUAUUGUCAGUUUCAAUGAUAUAUAACAAUUUUGCUAUGUUGCAUUUACAGGACAUUUCUUUUUUAUGUGACUUCAUUAAUGCAAUUUAUUCAUGGUAGCUUCGUUUUUUUCAUGUAUUGUAGUUAUGUUGCCACCUUAACAUAUAUUUUUUUUAUCGUGAAACUAUGGGGAAGAUCCCCACUACAUGAUCUUUUCAUUAUUAGAAAGAAAAAAUAGAGUUUAUGUGCGAGCAUCUAAAAGACCAAACAGAUACAUAACAGUUAACUGUUGAUAUCUGUUUUGAUGUUUUGCUUAAGCAAUUAUAGGUUAAGUUCUUUUGGCAGUUAACCUGUCGUAAUUUCCUGAGUAAUUUAACUAAUUAUUUUUU
This is a messenger RNA of Setaria italica (foxtail millet), 3322 nucleotides long. Its product is annotated as U4/U6.U5 small nuclear ribonucleoprotein 27 kDa protein. Gene Ontology annotation, biological process: RNA splicing. The record is from RefSeq and is a predicted model, not a curated record. Gene Ontology annotation, cellular component: precatalytic spliceosome. The transcript is spliced from 2 exons. NCBI's taxonomy places the organism in Eukaryota, Viridiplantae, Streptophyta, Magnoliopsida, Poales, Poaceae. The coding region runs from base 17 to 718 and encodes 233 amino acids.